AAAAGGUUUAUAUCCAAUUUUUAUUUCUUUUUAAAGAUACGUUCAUUAUUAAAAUUAAUUCAUGGAUAAUUUAAAGAAGGCCUAGAAACUCAUGUAAGUAUAGCAAAUAUGAUUAGAAAAUUCGGACAAAUAACAAAAGAAGACAUUGUGAUUGGUAAAGAUGAGGUUGAUAGAAAAUUUUUGACUCCAUGUGGUCCUGUAUAUACAGAAUAUCACGAUUGCUUAAAAUUGAAUUAUGGAGACGUUCUUAUCUGUAUAACAGCAUUUAAUUAUUUUAGGUGAUAAAUUUAGAGAGAAAAUGAUUGAAUGCGAAGUGAGCUAAGGAUAUUUCAAAUAUGAUGUAUCUGAAAUUAGAAGAAGAAGACAAAAACUCCAUGGUAGUGAGGCUUGAUUUAUUAAUUAUUAUAGAAGCAUAAUAGCUCAU
Messenger RNA from Paramecium sonneborni, 424 nucleotides. The record is from the annotation of a GenBank genome assembly. NCBI's taxonomy places the organism in Eukaryota, Ciliophora, Oligohymenophorea, Peniculida, Parameciidae.